Molecule: messenger RNA, 1755 nt
Organism: Achroia grisella
Lineage: Eukaryota; Metazoa; Arthropoda; Insecta; Lepidoptera; Pyralidae
Exons: 10
Coding region: 262-1737 (491 amino acids)
Molecular function (GO): protein binding
Source: RefSeq, a predicted model, not a curated record
UGUUGGAAUACAGUGUACACAAUUAAGUUGCUUUUGAGGUUAUGUUGACAACUUUAGUUUGUUGAAGGAAGUCUUUGCUAAGCUUUUGUUUAUAAAACAUUUAGUGCAGUGUUUUACUAAAACUGUAAGUGAAUAUUAAUAAAUUUGUGUGAAGUUAGUGGAAAAUUGUUAAAUAUCACUUCAUAAAUUUGUAAAUACAUUUGGCGUCAUAGGGCAGUGAAGGGACGCGAUUAUAAUUUUGGCCUAAAAAAACUGUAGUCUAUGGCGAAUCGAGUGGCUGGAGCGUGCUGCGCCGCGUCUGUUGAGCGAGCCGGUCUGCCUGGCUUGCUGAGAGAUUUACAAAGACUAUCCGAAGAUCAUGACUCAGCUGACAUAAUUUUUAUCCUCGGUGCUGCGGAAGAAAAAAUCUAUGCGCACAAAAUAAUUAUGGUUGCCAGAUGCAAGAGUUUCCAAAAUACUAAGCGAGGCGAGGUGUGCCGCAUCCCCGGGUGUACGGUAACGCCAUCUGUCGGCGCGCAGCCUACACCGAUACGUAUGCCACACGUCCAACCGGAGACAUUUCGAUUGUUUAUACAAUAUGUUUAUACUGGAAAGUUACUCCUUCAAGAUUCUGGAGUAUUUGAGAUGAUGACUCUGGCGGCUGAUCUAGGAGUUGAAGAUUUGCGUGCAGCUUGCGAAGAUCAUGUUACAUCAACGCUUAGUGUAGAAAGUGCCUGUACUUUAUUAGCUGCUGCUAUGGAAAUUCAAGAUCGGCCAGGUGGCAAAAGCGCAUCAUCAUUUAUGGAGAGGUGUAUUGCAUUCAUUGGAGAGAAUGCUGCAGACUGUGUCAAAACUAAUGCCUUCCUCAACCUGCCCAAGGAAGCUCUCAUCAAGCUUAUAUCAUCAGACUUUCUGUGCCUGGAGGAGGAGGAGGUGUGGCGGUGCGUGCUGGCGUGGGCGAAGCAGCGCGCGGGCGUGACGCAGCCCACCGCGCACUGGGCCGAGGAGGAGCGCGCGCGCGUGCUGCUGCACCUCGCGCCCCUCAUGCACCACGUGCGCCUGCUCCUCAUCGAUAGCGCAGUGUUCGCGGAGGAGGUGGAGCCGACGGGCGCGGUGCCCAUGGAGCUGUCGCUGGAGCGCUACCGGCGCGCCGCGCUGCUCGCCCCGCGCCCGCCCGCCGCCGCAGACCGCCCGCGCUUGGCUGUGAACAUGUUUGCGGGAAGCAUCAUUUUGCAGCAGGACAAAAGCGCAUUUCAAGCUGUCAUCAAUAACUGGUGCGGAGGUGGCAAGCAACCAUGGCGUUUGAUAUUCCGCGCGUCGUCUCAUGGCUACUCAGCGCAGGCGUUCCACUCGCAUUGUGAUGGACACGCGCCCGUGCUACUGUUGGCGCAGGUGUCCCGCGGGGAGGUGGUGGGCGGGUACAGCGAGGUGUCGUGGGCGGCGGGCGGCGCAGGAGGUUACACUGCAGCUGACCACGCGUUCCUGUUCUCCCUCCCGGCCGGGGGCUCGCAGGCCACUACUGCCACUCCUCAACGGUUCCCGCUCGUGAAGAAAGCCUUCGCACUAUGCUAUCACCCUGAUUGCGGUCCGAUCUUCGGUGCCGGCGCAGACCUUCUGAUAUCAAGUAAUUGCAACUCCAACACGGAGAGUUACAGCAACCUGCACUCGUACGGCGACCCGGAGUCGUCCGCCACACUCGUCUCUGAUUACAACUUUACCGUUAGGGACUACGAGAUAUUUACAUACAAGCACAAUUAAUAUUUUUUAUAUUACUAA